Xiphophorus couchianus (Monterrey platyfish) is the source of this 2111-nucleotide messenger RNA. RefSeq names its product arginine vasopressin receptor 2b, tandem duplicate, 1 (gene avpr2b.1). Bases 400 to 1485 code for a protein of 361 amino acids. NCBI's taxonomy places the organism in Eukaryota, Metazoa, Chordata, Actinopteri, Cyprinodontiformes, Poeciliidae. Gene Ontology annotation, biological process: regulation of systemic arterial blood pressure by vasopressin; G protein-coupled receptor signaling pathway; positive regulation of vasoconstriction. The transcript is spliced from 2 exons. Gene Ontology annotation, molecular function: vasopressin receptor activity; peptide binding. The record is from RefSeq and is a predicted model, not a curated record. Gene Ontology annotation, cellular component: plasma membrane.
AAGAGGACUGAAGAUGCGUCUUGAGCAUUUGAUUUGAUCGUUUGUCUAUUUCCAAAAAGUGAUACUUUUAAAUGUUAUCUGUCAUGCCUUUCCAUUUUCUCUCCACCUUCUUUGGUUGGAAACAACUCCUGCGUUCUGUGAGGUCGCUCCUCCCUCCUGCCCAGAUCAGAUAUAAAACCAUCUGCUCUCCCCUCUCCGCUCCCCAGUUCACUUGAACCAGCUUCCUAGUUAUUGAAACAAUGGUCUGCAAUCUCCUCCGGCCAUCUUUUGACUUUUUAAUAAGCUUGAUGAGUUUCAUUCCGCCUGCUUUGUGUUUGUAAUAUUCAAACGUCUCUCCACCUGCGUCGGCUGCGUAAUGGUGCGGGGCCCCUCUGGCCGGCGUUCGUCAGAGUGACCGGCAUGGCUUGGUCCAGCGCGAACACCAGCAACGCCAGUUCGGAGGCCGUCCCGGCCGGGGACGAGCCCCGCGACGAGCGGCUGGCUCGCCUGGAGAUAGCCCUGCUGUCCAUCAUCUUCGUCGCCGCGGGGCUCCUGAACUUCGGGCUCCUGCUGGCGCUGUGGAAGCGGCGGAAGCAGCUCUCCAGGAUGCGCGUCUUCGUCUUGCACCUGUGCGUCGCCGACCUGGUGGUCGCGUUCUUCCAAGUGUGCCCGCAGCUCAUGUGGGACAUCACGGACAGAUUCGUCGGCCCGGACAUCCUGUGUCGCCUGGUGAAGUACCUGCAAGUGGUCGGGAUGUUCGCCUCCACUUACAUGAUCGUGGUGAUGACCAUCGACCGCUACCAAGCCAUCUGCAACCCCAUGGUGACUUUCCAGCGGAGGAGGGCGCGCUGGAACGGCCCCGUGUGCGCCGCCUGGUGCGUCUCCUUCGUCGGCAGCCUCCCGCAGGUCUUCAUCUUCUCCCGGGUCGAGGUCGCUCCGGGGGUCUACGACUGCUGGGGUCAGUUCGUCGCGCCGUGGGGGCUGAGGGCCUACGUGACCUGGACCACUCUGGUGAUAUUCGUCCUGCCGAUUCUCAUCGUGAUCGUGUGCCAGGUGCGCAUCUGCCGCGCCGUGCACGCCAACAUCCACCUGAAGGCGCGCCACCACGCCGGGGCUGCGGGGGAGGCGGCGAGCAGGCCACUGUCCUCCCGGGCGAGCUGCGUGGUGGGGCUGUCGAAGGCGCGGGUCAAGACGGUGAAGAUGACCGUGGUGAUCGUGCUGGCCUACGUCGUCUGCUGGACGCCGUUCUUCACCGUGCAGCUCUGGUCGGUCUGGGACGCGGAGGCUCCCACCCAGUCGGCCACCUUCACCAUCCUGAUGCUGCUGGCCAGCCUGAACAGCUGCGUGAACCCCUGCAUCUACCUGGUGUUCAGCGGGAAGCUGCCCGAGAGGCUGGUCGCCCUCAUGUGUGUGGACGAGGCCGACCUGAAGGAGUCCAUGCAGGAGGAGGCCACCAUGGUCAGCUCCCUGUACAUCAGCCUCAAAGGCCUUUCAGACUGCAGGUAGAAGGCAGAGUGACAAUCCCCUGUUUUUGUUUUUUGUUCACUUUAUGGUUGGCUUUUGCACGUCGAGGAGCGGGAACCAGGGGAAAUCUCCUGAUAAUCGUGAGGAUAUUUCAGCAGACGUCUCUCUUCCUCUACAAAUGAUCGAUGUUCAGCGUGAGUCGGGGAAGAGAACGGCUAAUGUUUGGAGCAGCACAGCCUUAGACUGAAACGCUCAAACUGAGUGAGUCGGCGUCAGACAGGAAAACAGAAAAAGUUUCAAACUCAACUUCGUAGACGUGACAACUGAAAUGCGUUGCACAAAUAAGAAUGAGAUUGAUGCAUUUAUGCAUUGGCUGCCACAAGAAAAAGGAAAAAGAAAAUCUGUUAUUGACAGUUAAAUUCCUUUGCCACUCGAGUUUAUGUUUGCACAGUUCUUGACGCGUAUUUUAAAAGAUAAAAAUAAGCGUAAUGCAUUUAUUGGUAGAAAAUGUUGUGUUGAGUUUUCACUUUUUGUGUGUUUCAGUUGUGCUUUGUGUUUCAUUGGAAAUGUAAACACGUCGAAGACGUCCGACUCGUGUUUUCACGAAUCUGUGAAUCAAGCUAAUCUGUGGAAAAGAUUUCUUUGUAGUAAAAAUUGUUGAGAAAUCU